UAAUUAAUUUUUAUAUCAAAGAGAAGUGCCACUCUAGUUUUUUGAAGUAAAAAGCGAUUUUUGAAAUAAGACUACUGGAUACAUCUCGAUUUUUACAGUGACCAUGAUAAACUGUUAGAUAUGGAAGCCACAAACUAAAUGCAAAUUAUUCAAGCCUGGCGAUGUUUUAAAUAGCAGUCGCCGUGGAAAUCAAGCUGUACCACUAACCGUUCGUUUUGUACUAGUCACUUUAUCUAGUGAUGAUUGUAAGAAAUAAAAGUUGAUUUAUUCCUAGUUUGUAGAUUAUAAUGUAAUAUAACUUGCUUUUUGUGCAACCAAAACAGACUUUACGCUUUUUCUUCCUAUGUAGAAUAUGUUAUGAAAAUGGGAUUUUUUUUUAAUGUUUGAUUUUCUAUAAAUUUGUUAUAAAUCAUUUACAAUGCACAAGAGACAUUUAUGAUACACACAAUUCUUUUUAGACAAAAUUGUUGAUUUGAAUCUUUGUUACUACGCGUUCACCUGAAGUUAAAGUGCACAAAAGGGAAAAUAUAAUUGUUUUUCUAUUUUAAAAUUAUUUUAUUCUUAGUAAUAUAUCCUUUUAUUUUAUCUUUCUAAUAGUAUUAUUAUCCAUUUAAUAGCAUUUUAUCCUUUUAAUAUUAUUUAUACUUCCAAAUUACUGCAGCAGAUGGCGUUCAAAAAUAUGUAGUAUUUUAUGGUAUUUUUUCAGAUAAAGUUGUAGUACUUUUUAAUUUCAAAGUCUGGCAACCCUGACUCUCAUGUUCUCAUCCUUGGCUAUCAAGUUUAUACAUAACGCGUUGGUUUGAUUGCUAACAUUGUGCUAUGUCCAAUGAUUUUAAAACAAAAAGGCUCUUUUUAGGGCCACCUUCGGAAAACUAUGUUGACGACACGGAACAGAACUUAGGUAAUGAAUUUAUGGAUACGGAUAAAGUAUUGAUUUUGGAAAAUAAUGUUGACGACUCGGAACAGAACUUGGUUAAUGAUCACAUGGAUACGGAUAAAGUAUUGAUUUUGGAAAAUAAUGUUGACGACUCGGAACAGAACUUGGUUAAUGAUCACAUGGAUACGGAUAAAGUAUUGAUUUUGGAAAAUAAUGUUGACGACUCGGAACAGAACUUGGUUAAUGAUCACAUGGAUAAGGAUAAAGUAUUGAUUUUGGAAAAUAAUGUUGACGACUCGGAACAGAACUUGGUUAAUGAUCACAUGGAUAAGGAUAAAAUAUUGCCUUCCGAAAAUAAUAUUGACAACAUGAACUCGCAAAAAGUGAAUAAAUUUUCCUGUGCACAUUGUGUUCAAACUUUUUCCAAAAACAGUAAUCUACGCCGGCAUGAAAGAAAUGUUCACUCUAUAAACAAUGCAACUUGCAACCAAGUUUGCGGUCUAUGCAGUUUAAAAACCCGAACAAUUAUAGAUCUCCAUAAUCAUAUAAAAACGGAACAUCCUGAAAUUAAAUUAACUUUUCAUGAUAAGGUAUUUUUUUGUCAAUCUGAUUUUGACCAGUGGAAAAGUGACAUCGAGCAGCAAACUGUCUCUUCUUUUAUCUUAAAAAACUCAUUACUAAAGGAAAAUUCAGAAACUCGGUAUUACAGAUGUCACAGAAGUGGUAUUUACAAACCUUGUGAAAUAGAAAGGAAAAGACGUUCGAAAUAUACAGGAUCUAUAAAAACUAGCAUCACUUGUCCAGCAAUGAUCACUGCUACUAAAGAAACUGUUCACGAAGCUACUCAAAUAACUGUGCAAUAUCAAUCAACUCAUGCAGGUCAUAAAUGCGAAGUAGGAAAACUUCCCUUGCAAAAAGAAGACCGUGCAACGUUGGCUAAUAUGCUUGGUGUUGGGAUACCAAUAAGUGUUGUGAUGGACAAAAUUCAAGCCAAGUUCUCGCCAACGAAGCGAUUAGGACUUACUACACGUCAGGAUAUUUACAAUGUUGCUCAAGGUUUUAAUGUUAGCAAUAUUAUGCAUAACGAUGAUGCUAUGGCAGUUGAUAUAACUGUGAAGAAAAUGAUGCAGGAAGAAAGUAAUCCUGUUCUAAUAUACAAGCCGAUCGGUGAAAAACUAAAUCAAUAUCCAGGAAUUGAAGAAGAAGAAUUUUUGCUAGGAAUAGCCACUGAAUCUCAAAUUGAGUUAAUGGAUUUUUAUGGAAAAGAGUGCAUCAUGUUAGAUGACACCCAUGGCACUAACCAGUAUGGGUUUCACCUAACUACAAUUUUAGUCCAUGAUGAAAACCACGAGGGUUUGCCAGUAGCAAUUUUCUUCUCUAAGAGAAUUGCUUCUGAGAGUUUAGAACCAUUUUUUGAUGCUAUUAAACAAAGAUUGUCAAGUUUUGUAACCCGUGUCAUGAUGACCGAUGACACAACAACAUUUUUGAAUGCCUGGGUGAAAUCUUUUAAAAACGAACCGCGACAUUUGCUAUGUUCCUGGCAUGUUAUGAAAAGUUUAAAUAAAAACCUCAACUCCAAAGUAAAAAAUGAAGUGGUUCGAGAAAACAUGAAAAAAGACAUGAAGCUGAUAAUACAUGAAUUGGAUGAAAUUACUUUUUCAAAGUUAGCUGAAAACUUUUUUGUACAAUACAAAGAGGAAGAAGCUUUUCUCAGCUAUUUUCAGGAGUAUUACAUGUCCAGAGCAGAAAAAUGGGCAUAUUGCUUUAGAAAGGGUUUAAAAAUAAAUACGAAUAUGAAGUUAGAACGGUGGCACCGCCAAAUCAAAUAUGAGGAAUCUGGCGGUGUAGUUAUGAAAAGACUGGACAAAUCCUUACAGACAGUAAUGAAGGCAAUGGCAAAAAAACUUAUCAAUAGGGUUAUCGCCAUUGAACGCGGUAAGCUGACGAAUCGCGUCAAACUUAUAAUGAAACGCCAUUUGGAAAGCACUAAAAUGGAUGCCAGUAUGUAUUCAGCUAUGCAGAUGAAUGAGGGACAAUAUAUCGUAUCAAAAGAGGAAGAUGGAAAAAUUUUUACAUAUGAAGUCGAAAAAGAGAGCAGUAGCUGUAGUUGCACUACUGCAUGCAUAGAUUGCAAUAUAUGCAUUCACACUAUGUCGUGCAGCUGUGUAGACUUUAGUAUAAGAUACGUAAUCUGCAAGCAUAUUCACUUUGUAUGCCAAAAAUUUAAAAACGUGUGUAAAAAAGUCGAAGAGGAUAUUUGCCCUAGUACAUCCGAGGAGAAUAUGCUGGUUAUUGACGAUGACGAAAUUUCUAAGAAUACUGAAAAGAACAUUAUUUUAAAGCAGAUGAAUAAAAAACCUCGGAAAGACAUGAAUGAGAAAAAAUUAGCUAUAGAACAAUAUUGCAAGGAUAUAUCUAGUGAUGCCCAAUCCAUUCAGUCAUUUGAAAAUUUACAGCAAAUUGAAGAUGGUUUAAAAAAUAUUCGUGCUCUAAUGCAAGCGUUUAACAAUUCAGAAUUGCCCACUUCUGAAGAAUGGAAAGCUAUUCCUUCCAAUAAAAAAAUAUAUCCUCAAAGGAAAUUCAAAAUUCCCAAAAGAAAACAACAACAAAAAAAAUAGAUAAAAGGAUAAAUGAACUCAGAAUUCAAUAUUUUUAACGCAAUUCCUUUCUACUAUAUGCUUAAUUUUAUUUGCAUACAUUUAAACUACUUUUAUAAUACUCAUCAUUAAACAAUUGUAUGACCUUAAUCUUAAACCUUAAUUUCUUCAAGCUUGUAUCCUGAUGAAACUCUCCCCGAAUUUUCUGCAAAUAGGCUAUUUUCUUAUGAUAGUAAAAAGAAAUGAAAUCAUUACACAAAUUUCUCAAUUUUUGAAGUAAAUAUUUUGGUUCGAAAUUUUUUAUGCAAAUUUAAUGUAGCAUUCAUGCUUAAUCUUUUUUAUUCUUGGCUUAUUUCUUGCAAUAAAUUUUUUUUUCAUUUAGCACAUAGCCUAUUACUUUCAUCUUUCAAAC
This is a messenger RNA of Parasteatoda tepidariorum (common house spider), 3886 nucleotides long. RefSeq lists its product as uncharacterized. NCBI's taxonomy places the organism in Eukaryota, Metazoa, Arthropoda, Arachnida, Araneae, Theridiidae. Gene Ontology annotation, molecular function: zinc ion binding. The record is from RefSeq and is a predicted model, not a curated record.